This is a messenger RNA of Hemisphaericaspora subhashii, 765 nucleotides long. RefSeq names its product mitochondrial 54S ribosomal protein bL17m (gene MRPL8). Gene Ontology annotation, cellular component: ribosome; mitochondrial large ribosomal subunit. The coding region runs from base 1 to 765 and encodes 254 amino acids. NCBI's taxonomy places the organism in Eukaryota, Fungi, Ascomycota, Pichiomycetes, Serinales, Debaryomycetaceae. Gene Ontology annotation, biological process: translation. The transcript has a single exon. Gene Ontology annotation, molecular function: structural constituent of ribosome. The record is from RefSeq and is a predicted model, not a curated record.
AUGCCGCAAAAUUUAAAGAAUUUUAACAUCAAUAGGGCGCUACAAAGAAACACAAUUCAAAAGAAUUUGGCUGCCAACUUAAUUCGUCAUGAAUAUAUCGUCACCACCAGUGCAAAAGCCAAAAAAGCCAAACCAUUCAUCGAAUCCUUUUUAACCGAUGCCAUUAAACAAGCAAAAGAUGUUCAGACAUUACCCGCAAAAGAACAAUUCAGUAAAUUUAGAGCAAUUAAUUAUUUACAACCACCUGAUAGAGUUGAAUGUGGGAAUAAGAUCAUAAAUGAGAUUGCUGAUAGAUAUCCAAAUAGAACCACUGGUUUUACUCGUCUUAUAAAAUUAGAACCAAGAUUAGGGGAAGAUAAGGCAAAAAUGUCGGUGAUAGAGUUGGUUGAUUCUGAUUAUGAGAUUAAGUUUUGGUAUACUGCCAAAGUAGUUGCUAGAAUGGAAUUACAAAACAUUGCCAUGGAUGAUAUUACUGAAUUGAAUGUUAAGAAAUUGACUGAGAAGAGAAUUAAUGGGGAAGAAAGGUUCCGUGAUGCGGUUGAGACUUGUAAAGUUGAAUUCUUUAAGUAUAAUAAAGAAGUGGGAGAAGUUGAAGAUGAAGCAAUUAAAGAAAAUUUGAAGAAUUUUAGAGCAAAUAUGGAAUAUCAUGGUGGUUCUUUGAAGGGGACUUUACUUGUGUCUAAGAAACAUCCUACUAUUCCUAGAGAAUUGAAAUCUGAUCCAUCUGUUAUUCCACCAUCUCCUUUCUUGACUCAAAAGAAAUAA